Messenger RNA from Dufourea novaeangliae, 999 nucleotides. Its product is annotated as methylosome protein 50-like. The transcript has 5 exons. Bases 1 to 999 code for a protein of 332 amino acids. Gene Ontology annotation, cellular component: methylosome. Lineage: Eukaryota; Metazoa; Arthropoda; Insecta; Hymenoptera; Halictidae. The record is from RefSeq and is a predicted model, not a curated record. Gene Ontology annotation, biological process: oocyte axis specification. Gene Ontology annotation, molecular function: protein binding.
AUGGAGCCCUUAAUGGAUCCUAAUUUAAAUGCAGCUGUUUAUAGGGACAUGACUGCGGCAGACAGGCCGCCUGUUCCUGACAAGAAUUUGCAAUUUAUUUCAAUUUAUAAUGAAAAAAGUGCAAUUCUUGGAGGUAGUAACAUGACAGAUCGUUAUUGGUGCGGUACUGUUUGGUAUUUCAAUGAUAUUUCAGACUUUGACAAAAAUAAAGCUGUGGUUGCCACAAAGACUGAAAGUGGUGUGUGCGAUGGUGCUCAUUUGGAACAUGACAAAUUUGUAAUUUGCGAAGAUAGUGGGGUCUUGCAAGUACUAGGUUUAGUUGACGUAGCUGACACAAAUUUACAAGAAUUACAGUCUUUAGGGUAUGCUUGUCUGCAUGACAGUAGUCUCUUAACACUUUCUGUAUUUCAUGAUAAUGACCAUUUAGUUACCGGUGGCAUGGAUUAUUGUAUAAAGGUGUGGGACAUAGAAGAAUUAAUUGCAACACAUUCAUUUGGCUUUGCCCACACAGACAUAGUUACUUGUGUUAAUGUACAACCUAGAAACAGUUCAGUAUUUGUGUCAACUUCAUUCGAUUGUGAAGCAUUGAUGUGGGAUAUAAGACAGUCAAAACCAGCACAGAGUAUUUUGAAAAGGGAUAUUGGUUUGACAGCAGUAAGUUGGAAUUCUAUAGCAGAUCAUAUUAUAGCAAUAGGUGCUGACAAUGGAGAUAUUGUAUUAGUUGAUGUUAGAAAAUCAGGUGGUUUAGUAUUAGUGGACGCAAAUAUGUUUCAUAGAUCAGUACACAAGCUCUUAUUUAAUCCAAACCCAGAAAGAUCGAAAGAAUUAGCAUGUUGCUGUGAUGAUAUUAUUGUGGAAGUACUUAAUAAAGAUAAUUUCUCAUCCAUAUACAAGAAUGAAAGUCAUACUGAUUUUAUACGAGGACUGGCAUGGUAUAAAGACCAAUUAUUUUCUUGUUCUUGGGAUAAUACAGUAGGCAAACACACAAUACCAUUAUGA